AUAACAGUGACAUCUUGAGGCUGUUGUAAUCCUCCAUGCCUCCUCCCUCCCUCCCUCCCCGUGUCCCUGCACAGCAGAAUGCAGCAGAGCUUGAUCUGACUUGUCCUCCCUGCUGCUGGAAGUCUCUGCUCGCUACUCGGAACUUCUUUGGGUGCUGCUCUCACGCUGGGACAUGGCUGUGUCUGUUUCUCUCCAGUGUCUGGGGCUCAUCAUGCUCGCAGCGAUCCUCCUGCAGACCAUCGCGGUCGCCGUCAGUUUUCUGUACUUCAACAAAGUCCUGAACACGAUGCAGGAGAGUUUCUCCCGCAGCAGUGUGUCCUGUCUAAUUAACGCAAAUCAGCGCUCCGAGAUCGAAGACUCAGCGGAGGACAAGAAGAGCGACCCCUGCUGGCAAGUCACGCAACAGCUCCACUACCACAUAGAGAAGACGAUGGCUGACAGAUUCCAGAAGGAGAUAUCCACUGCUAUGAGAAAUAAGCUGACAGGAGUGCUGCCUUUCCUGAGCCCUGCAGUCCGAGGGGUCCCUCUUCCUAAAGUUGCUGCCCAUGUGACCGGUGUCGUCUCGUCCUCAGAGCCUCCGACAGCAGAUGGCCCACGGAGCAGCAGAGGGUACUUGGGGGACCGAAUCAGAGCGUGGGAGGGCCAGAGAGGUCUGUCCUUCCUGCAGAACAUGGAGCUGAGGGGAGGAGAGCUGCUGGUGCCCAGAGCAGGCCUCUACUACAUCUAUGGACAGACGUACUUCAGACUGCCCUCCACGGGGGAGACGGAUGGGGAGGCAAAGGAGGAGGAGGCACAGCUUGUCCAGUACAUCUACAAGAAGAUGAGUUCCUACACGGUGCCCAUCCUGCUGAUGAAAUCCUCCCGCAGUGCCUGCUGGCCUCGGGGCCAGGAGCCUGGUCUCUUCUCCCUGCAUCAGGCCGGCACUGCCUUUCUACAGCCUGCUGACCGCCUCUUCAUCACAGUCAGCAAUGCCAGCACCAUGGAGAUGGACGGACGGGCGAGCUACUUUGGGGCCUUCCUCGUGGGCUAAAGACAGAGAACCCUGGAUAGAAGUGUCCGGGACUGGGAUGACUUGAUAUAGACAACAACAGAAGUGAACCCAAAUGUGAGGGGUUUCCUUGGUAAUAUGAGCAGCUGUCUGAGAGUACAGGAUUGGAGAAGAAGAGCAGACUCUGAUGAGUGCACAGUACUUCUUCGCUGUAAGGACAUGAUAUAACGGAGCUGCAGAGGCAGACUCUCAGUGAAGCAGGAAGAGCCAUUUACUGUGACACAGGUUAUUAAUUCUGUCGUUAAGGCUUGUAAACAGAUUGUACCUUAUGACAAACAUGCAUCAUGUGGUGCAUUCAGGGCAUUUGGAGAAGUACAAUAGACGCAGAUUAAAUGUUGUGCUCUCAUGCUGAAUGACUUCCAUUGAGAAGGCAGGUCAAACAGUCAACAGUCAAGUUGUCAUCCCCAGGAAAUGACAGUGCUGUUGGACACAUGGCCCUUAACUGCUCUUUUAUGAAAAAGAAAGCAUCAAAAGAAGCCACAUGACGAGAUUUUCGAUGUUCCGUAUUAUGAGUGAAGCUUCCCUUUUGUUUACUGUACUUAUGGUUGAAUUUCCUCUUUGUGCAGUGUCUUGAAUGAAUGUGUGGCGUGACGCAGAUCAUGAUGCCCCGCAGCCUGAAAGAGUGGCACUGAUCCAAUAUGAAUGGACUGAGUAUUUUAAGUGUUGUGACACAUUUACACGUCAAUGGAUACCAAUACAGAUUGUCUUUAGUGCUGGAUAAGUUCAUUUACAAAUGGUUGCUAUACAGAUUGAAAGUAAAAAUCUCUACUUUU
Messenger RNA from Epinephelus fuscoguttatus (brown-marbled grouper), 1821 nucleotides. Its product is annotated as tumor necrosis factor ligand superfamily member 10-like. NCBI's taxonomy places the organism in Eukaryota, Metazoa, Chordata, Actinopteri, Perciformes, Serranidae. The transcript has 6 exons. Gene Ontology annotation, biological process: immune response. Gene Ontology annotation, cellular component: membrane. The record is from RefSeq and is a predicted model, not a curated record. Gene Ontology annotation, molecular function: tumor necrosis factor receptor binding. Bases 173 to 1030 code for a protein of 285 amino acids.